This is a messenger RNA of Lymnaea stagnalis (great pond snail), 11437 nucleotides long. Lineage: Eukaryota; Metazoa; Mollusca; Gastropoda; Lymnaeidae. The record is from the annotation of a GenBank genome assembly.
CCAUAAUGCAUCGGUCGAUUGUCGGUGACGAAGGGCUAGGCGUAUUCGCGACUGGUUGGGGCAUAAUACUAUUUUAAAAAAUUGGGUAAAAUCCUCAAAAUUAUUCGCCAUCCGAAUCGGAUCAUACGACAAAUAAAUGCAAAAAUGAUAAAAUAUUGAAGUCACACCAGUAUUUCAAAUAUAUCUUAUAACGUAAAGAAGAUAAUUGGAAACCUAAGGAAGGUUAAGGGAGGAAUGUUAAAAAAGGGUAUAAUUAUUACGCGAUUUCUUGAAAAAAUUAAAUUAACCCUUUAAAAUCUGGUCAUAAACAAAUUUUUCUUUUCAUCUAUAGACAAUCAUGCCUAAGAACCGAAGGAAGCAUUUGUAUGACGAUGAAUACGACGCACGGUCCUACUCUCAUCUUGUUUCCCAAGGACAAGGGCCUGUACAGACUCAAUCCCACAGCAGUUAUGGCGGUUCCAAAAAGCGUUUAAAGAAAAAGAAAAGUCACAGAAAAAGAUCAAAAGAUCGAGAUGAAAGAUCGCAACCUCAAAAGUCUUUGGUUGACUAUGACGACAUCAGUUCGGAUUCUGAUAUAGUAUCGACAAGUCCACCUGCUGUCAAUGUAACUUCUAAAACGGCUGGCUUGCCAACUUCUUCAGGUCGCUCAAGCAAUCACGCACGUCUUGGCCAUAGCUCUGGAAAAAGGGCGGAAUCACCAGCCACUGCUUUAAGACUAUACAGAGAUGGACGGAGCCGUAGUAAAUCACAACACCGAGGAGACAGUCCGCGAUCUCACUCACAACAAAAUCGUUCUAAAAGCAGUAAGAAAUUAAAACGCUCCCGACAUCUGUCUCCGGAUUUUGAUAACAGUGGCGUACACAAUACUCACAGUCAUGGUAGAGACGUCAAGUACAACAAUAAUAAUACAUCAAGACCACACCCUGUUCCAGAACUUAGGGACUUUCCUAAGGCAUAUGCUGAUCUACCCAAAGCAUACAGUACAGAUUACAAAGACACAUCAGAUAAAAGACACCGGAGUCCCAGUCCCUACAAGUAUGACAAAAGGGACAGGAGAAGUUCCAGGAGCCCAUCCAGUAAUAGGUGAGUAUUAAAAAAUUAUUAAUUUUAUUCAGAUCAAAUGUAGGUAAUAAAAUUGGAAACUGUUUACCUAAAGCCUAAGUCUAAGUUCACUGAUUGGGAGUCACAUCUCAUUCAAUAUUUCAGAGGCUAAUAUUAAUAAUGAUAUAUAUAUCAUAUAUAUAUGGCAUCCUUCUAUCUUCGUAAGACGGUGAAGUAGCUAUGUACACUAAAACAAAUGGCUCACUAUACCGCUCCCUGGAAUGGAAUUUCUCGGAGGAGCCUUUGACUCCUGGUUAGAUUUUGGUUUCUGUAUUGUUCUUUUGUUGCAAGAGCUUCCUUUCUCGCAUCUUCUGCAUUCGAGGGUUUGACUCUUUUAUUAUACACUACAGUUCGCCAGCUAGAACGUUGUUUAGCAAUGAUCUCCCAUUCGUUGAUCUAGUCUUUCUUGCUUCGUCAAUCUGUUGUCAAAUCCAGGACACAUUGUUCUUCUAUUCCAUGUUGUGAAGUUGUUGAGUCUUCCUUCUAUUUACUUUCCUUGCUUUACAAAAAAUUCUGCUGCUGGUGAAGUGUCACCACCAGUGCAGCUACUUGCCUGGGCCAUGGAGACCAUCUGUUGUCCCCACAGAUCCCCACUCUCUACACAGCCAGUGAAUCCAAGGGAAUGACAACUGCCAAUACAAGUUGGCACUGAUUAUGACAAAUACAUCCAUUGUCCCUAUCAGAAAUGAUUACAUGACUAGUUGUAAGUAUAAAUAAUAAAUAAGCUUAAACAUCAUCUCUGUACUCUGUAUUAGUUUUUUUAUACAGAUUUUUAAAUUAACAUUGUUAAGAUGAAAAUAUGACAAAAUUUACAAAAAUUGAAAAUUUUAAAGCUUUUCAAUUUAAAAUGGUCUAUAAAAAAUGAACCAUGAUGAGACUGAAUAUGUAGGCAAAUUUGCUGAAUCAGCUGUUAAAUCAUCCAUGUUAGGGUCAAUAAACUUGUUUUAAUUACUGAAACUAGCCAAGUUAUUUUCAGUAUUUUAUUACAGAAGACACUUGCAUGGAUAAUGGAUAGGAUAAAGCAGCAGUAGUUAUUGGGUUUUCAAUUCAUAAUCUAACCAGCUGCAGCUGUAAAUCUACAGUGCAAUUGGGACACACUGGGAAGCUGAUUCUUCUACACCUUAAAAUUAAAAAAAUUAUGAUUCACCCCUGAAACUGUCAACGUUAUAGUAGGAAUUUCACACAUAGACUCAAUUGUCUUUCAAAGAAAAUUGAAGUCCCUUUUCAAUUAAAAAGUCAUAAGUUUUAAUAUAUAUAUAUAUUAUGUACGGUCUUAGGCUUGGCUAAACUAAAACAGUUACACCCAGAUAAACACAUUUUGACACCUAUCAAUCCAGUUAACCAGAAAUGGCUAUUAAGUAGUGGUUAAAAAUCAUGCAGUCAUUGGUAUUUUAGAUUGUAAGAAGCUAAGAAAAUGUCAGAUUUCAGUAGUCUUUACCUUUGCACAUCAGUUGAUAUUGAUGGGUCAGAUCAACUUAUUUUUUGACCAACCUAAAUUAUUAAAGUCUGAAACCAAAAUUGCAUUAAUGAUGGAGUCCAUUAAGUAAAGAAGCCUGUAUUUAUAUAGCCUAUGUUGAUUCAGUUAAAAACUAUGAUUAACAAAUUUUAUGUAUUGGUGGUUUUUGGGGUGAUGUGGUGAGUGGGAUUAGGUCACUUAACUUGUACAAGUAGGCCUAUUUACAUUUAAAAAAAAUAAUUUUUUUUUCUCUUAAAGUUUUGAGUUUCAUGUAAGCUUAUUAACCACAGAAAUAUUAACUUUGAAGACAGGCAUACUUUAUUUAUUUAUUAUAUGAAGUUUUUAUCACUUUAAUAAAGUUCUCAGCACUUUAGUGUUGAUGAAUGAAGGUCUCAUUUAUUUUUGCAGAUUUCUGCAUUUUUAAGGUUUCUUAUCAUCCUGCUCAUCCUUUUUUGGUAGUUAUUAAAUUAAGGUGUAAGUCUUGGGAGAGCUGAAAAGUGGUAAUAUUAUAUCUCAUUUGUAUGUUUGCAAGGGGGGGGAACAUAGGCGGCAUAGUUGUUCUAAUUUUAUUGUUCCUGUCUUUUGAUGCUAUUUAUGGGAUCUAGGCCAUGCGUGUGUGUAAAACGCAUUCCUUUGAGCCCAUAGCCCAUCCAUAUAUUUACUCAUCUUUUCGGAAAUUCUGUUUGCCAAAUUAUUUGGCUGUUUAUGCAUGUUCCCAAGUAUAUCUGAUCUCUCAUUUCUAUGUAUAAUGAUGUCCUGUUAUCCACUGUAAGGUUAGUUUGAUUGCAUAUGUUUUGAGAAGGCAGUUUUCAAAAGUAAUUUUGUAAGGUCUUGGUGCUCAGCAAUUUUUUUGUCUUGUUGGGUAAGCUGUGAAAAUUGCAGUUGAAUGGUAUAAUGCUGUUUCAAAGUAGUCAACUCUUCUGUAGCUACUUCUGAAGCUACUUUAAAAAAAUAACAUUGUGAUUCAAUGUUUAAAAGAGAGAGAGAGACAUACCAAAUCUGUUUUAUGGCAUUGUUAGAGCAGAAAUAGAGAAACGCAAAAAAAUGACAAAGUAACAUCAUUCGCAACUUUAAUAUUUAUAACUCAAUCCCGGCGGCCGUGCCACUUCCGUAUUUAAUUUAUAUUCCUGAGAAAGGGAAGUUACUCUGAUUCGCUCUCUGAUUUACAUUAUAAAAUAUUUUUUAAGCUGCUUAAUAUAAAUUAAUAUUGAGUUAAAAAUAAAUGCAUUUAGAAAUGAAUGUUUAAUAAAAAAAAUAAUAACAGCACCAAAAAAAAAAACUCGAUAUAGACGCACUGUACUAGCACAGACAUAAAGUGAAACAAGAUAUUAAAAAAUUCAGUUUUUUAAAUUAAAAAUGCACAGAAUCAUGCCAUCACCAGAAGUCUUGAGGAUUUCAUUGCUGUUUUAAAAUAAAAAUGUAAGAGGUGCUGGAACUCGUGAAAACACAUUUAGUCGCAGUUGUCUAGGAUGAGUUAAACAUGCAUUUAUUUCUAUAACUCUCAUGUUAGUCAUUUUAUGAGAUAUUUUAACUAUUUAAUUUUAUAACCAUGGCCUGGGCUAAUAAUAUUGUACCUUUUUUUUAUUCUCUUUUAAAUUCUGAUAGGAAACACAAAUAUUCAUCAAGAACUGCUGGAAGCCCAAGUAAAUAUUCAAAAAAAAAUAAUGCGUCACCAUCUUCUGGUCGCAUUUAUGGUCGUCAGUCACCCAGUCCAUCUCGGACGUCAGCCUUUUCUACUUCAAGAACUAAAGUCAGUAACACUAAAACACUUCAGUAUGCAACAAGUUUAGCUGCGGAACUGAGUAAGCAUCGCAGAGCUAGGGAGAAUAAAAAAAGAAGAACUGGUCAAGAUGUGAGUUCAUUAGACAGUAAAACAAAUUCUCCAGACUUGGAAGUAAUAAGUCGAUCACCUACUCCAGUAAGUGCCAAAGCACCUUUAUAUAUCCAGCCUAAGACUAUUUCACCAUUUAAAAACAGCCCUACCCCACUUGUUCCUCAACAAUCUCUGAAAGCUGACAAGGUUCAUGGGCAGAGCCACGAAACUUUAUUUGUUCAAAUUGAUAAUAGGGCACAGUUAUCAACUGUAGAUAGAAACAGCUAUGACCAUAGACAAAGGGCAGGACAUGUGCUUGAAACUGAUAACAAACUCAAAAGUAAUCAGAUGUCAACUCUGCCUCAGCUACCUCUACCAGAUGUUGAUCCAGAUGAGGAUAUGGACUUGGAGCAAAGUCCCUACAGGUGAGAAUUGAUCAUAGGUGUUUUUGUACUAAGAGUGUUGUGUGAUAAUCUAUUUCAAAUAUUUGUUACUGCUAUAUGUUAAAUUUUUUGAAAUAGUGAAAUCAAAGCUGAAGAGAGAGACAAAGAGUGCACCCGUCCCCGAGGUAUUCGUGAUCUCCCUCUGCCUCCCAUAGUUGAUGAACCUGAAACUGAAGCAGAUGACCAUUCCCGAAAGCUACCUUUGAAAAAAGAAGAAGGUCCAAAGUUAAAACGACCCAAGUAAGUAAUUCUUACCUACAAAUUAUAACUGAGAAUUUCACAUCAACACAUUUCUUACAAAAGUUUGCUUAAAUAGAUAUUUAACUAUUAAGGUCAUUAUUUAUACAUAAUCAAGGUUGAAGUUUAACUCUUUUAAUGCUGAGUUUUUUGAAUGAAAGAAUUUACAUUUUUUCAAAGAGGGGAAAAGAGAAUAUUAAAAAAAAAAUUGAAAAUAUUAUUGUUUGGUUUAUAAUGCUUAAUUUGUUAUCAAAUGAAAGAUAAUUGAAUGAUCUAUAUAUUUUUUAACUUAUUUCUUCAGUUUAACAAAAAUAAGUAACAUUUAAAAAAAAAAUGAAAAUGUGAAAUGCAAAACCAUUUGUCCCACCAACCCCUUGUUGUAGGCAUACAUCAUCUUUACUAUUAUAACGCAAUCCUCAAAAACUACUAUCGGAAUCAUGUGAUCGAUCUAAAUCAUCUUCACUAUCAAUAGAAAUAGUAUAAAACAUUUCCUUUGGUAGCCAUAGCAACAGAAUUGAUAAAGGAAAAAAAAAACAGCAAAGAGUAUUAAUUAAAAAAAGGCUUUAAAUGACAACAAACAAAUCUGGUUUUGCUCAUAAAAAAUGAAGUCCCACUCUUCUAUGUGAAGGUCUCAUUAAAAAAUAGCUCUUAAAAAGUUUAACCGCAAAAUAGCAAAGAAACAACCAUGAUAUUGAAACAACUCACAGUGCGUUGGUCUGUGCUUUUUAGCACAGCGGGUGAACGUACUGUGCGUUGUGUCACAGCAAAAAAAGUUAAGGCUCGAUAUCAGCCUAGCACAAACAGUUUGAACAAGAAAGCCAAAUAAUGUAGUAUGCCAGUAAUUGCUUUUAAAUUUUUGAAUUUCUUAAGAUAUUAAAAUAUUUUUUUUCCCAAGGUAAUUUUUAAAUCAAUUUAAUGUUUCUCUAUUCACAGAAUGUGUCAUCAUCGACGCUAUAAUGACAGGCAAGGAGAUUGGGGUGAAAGAUGUGUUGAUGUGUUUGACAUUAUUCAGAUUAUUGGUGAAGGUACCUAUGGACAAGUGUACAAAGCAAGAGACAUUAGUCUUGGUUAGUAAUUCUCUAGAAGUAAUUGACUUCUUGCAUUUUCACUAAUCAAUCAAUAACUACUAAAUCUAGUAAUGAAACAAUAUUUUUACAGUUAAAUUUAGGGUGUGACAAUUUUAAGAAUAAAAUACAAAAGGCCGGAUUAUCACAAAUUCAUUUGUUCUUCAUUCAGUUGACCAAAACAUUGAUUUUAAAAAGAUUAGUGACAUUGAUUUUAAAAGAUUAGUGACAGAAAAGAUAGAAUAUCAGAUUAAUGCUAUUAGUUUUGAUAUUUGAAUUUCAUUUUGUGCAUGUUUAGAUUAAAAUUCAAUACAUCAUUUAGUGUAGUGGUAGCCUAUUUUAAUGUUAGUUGUAAUGACUUGUGGCCUGCAAACGGUUUACUUGCUAUCCAAGUGGCCAGUCUUUUUGGGUAGGCCACUCCUGAUCUGGGCAAUAAAAUAGUCGAUAAAAUGGAAAGCUGUGAAUGUGAUGAUUAGGGCAGAGGAUUUUACCAGUAGGUGUACAUAAAUUUCUGACAUGAAUUAUAAAAAAAAAAUCAUAUUGAAGAAUUUUCUGACAAUGAAUGGGAUCUAUAUUUAAUAUAAUAUAUUACAAAACUUUUUUUUUUUUUGUUUUUGUUUUUUUGUGAUAGUUUUCUCUCACAUUAAGAUGCUCAUUUUAUUAAUUCAUAAGGUUGUAAAGCAUAAUUUUAAUUAUAUAUCACUUUUAGUCUUUGCAGUGCUGUAAUGAAAGUACCUAAUAUAAUUUAUGAAGAAAAGAAACAGUUUUUAAUAGAAUAGUUUUUUUUUCACAUAGCUUUGCAUUCACAUUUGCUUGAUUAAUACUAUGCAGUUAUAAUUUGACUGUGCUUUUAUUUAAUAUUUAUAUUUAAUACCAAAAAAUUAACUAUCCAAUUUACACAUCUCUUAUGAAAUACCUAUCUGCAUUUGUGAUACCCAUUACAUACAUGACAUGAGUGUAUAGGCGUUAAAUAAUUACUUGACACACCUCAUGAGCUUAGUACCUAAGGGGAGAGAAAGUUUUUAUUGAGACCAGCAUGAAUUGUGUAUUAUUUAAGAAUAAAAUAAAUUUAAUAAUAAAAUAAUAGCUCAAAUUAGUUGAAUCACAACAUACAUAUCUGAGUUUUUUAUUUUAAUGUUUAGAAAUAGUUAACUAUUUGCUUUUAACAAAAAAUAGAUUGUGCUUAAAUUAUUAUGAAACGAACAAUUAUAAUGUAUAACUGUCUUCAUAUUAGGGCAUUCUCAAUUGUUAAAUUGGACAUCACAAGAUUCAGUUUUAUCCACAGGUAUUUUGGUUGCAUUAAAGAAGGUACGCUUGGAAAAUGAAAAAGAAGGAUUCCCAAUUACUGCUGUUCGAGAGAUAAAAAUUUUGAGACAGUUGCAACACCCUAAUAUUGUUAACCUAAAAGAAAUUGUUACAGAUAAACAAGAUGCCCUUGACUUCAAAAAAGAUAAAGGUAUGCUUGUUUGCAAUUAUAUUAAUUUUCCCUUAAUUCUACAUAGCUUUUCUUGGUUGUUGCAAUUUUAACAUAUUAUUUUGUUUGUAUUACUAGUUAUUUUUAUUUUUUUCCAUACAGGAUCCUUCUACUUAGUGUUUGAAUAUAUGGAUCAUGAUUUGAUGGGUUUACUAGAUUCUGGUUUAGUAACUCUCCGAGAAGAACAUAUUGCAUCAUUUAUGAAACAACUUCUUGAAGGGCUUCAGUAUUGUCACAGGAAGAAUUUUUUACACAGGGAUAUAAAGUGUUCUAACAUUUUACUCAAUAAUCGGUAUGUAUAUAAUGUAUGAAAACCAAUUAUUUUAUUGCUGAUUCGUUAAAAUCAUGCCAUGACUUUAGAGAAUAAUCUUAUGUUACUGUAUCAUCAGAGGUCAGAUCAAACUAGGAGAUCUUGGAUUGGCAAGAUAUUACCACGCAGAUGACAAAGAUCGUCUCUAUACCAACAAAGUAAUAACAUUAUGGUACAGGCCUCCAGAGUUGCUUUUAGGGGAGGAAAGAUAUGGUCCAGCCAUUGAUAUGUGGAGCUUGGGGUAUGUACUUUAAAUCAUUUUACAUUUCAUUUGUUUUUAUUUUUUCUAAAAAUUACAAUUUUUUAGAUAAAGGGAUUGAUAUUUCAAUACCAAAUGGAACAUUUUGUUAGUUUUUGUGUAAUUCAUUUUAGAUUUAUUUAAAUUUAGUAUUUUUACAAGUAAUUUCUAGACUUUUUAAUCAGAAUGGUUUAUUUUUCAAUUUAAGGUGUAUCCUAGGUGAACUUUUCACAAAAAAGCCAAUAUUUCAAGCAAAGGAAGAAUUUGCUCAAUUAGAACUGAUAAGCCGCACUUGUGGAUCGCCAUGUCCUGCUAACUGGCCAGAGGUCAUCAAGCUACCUUUGUUUCACAGUUUUAAACCUAAAAGACAGCACAGGAGAAGGCUAAGAGAAGAAUUUUCUUUGUGAGUAAUUUAAUUUUUGUUUUUAUCUCAUACCUUUUUCACAUAAGUUAAAUCUGUGCCUUUAAACAUGUAAUAAUAUCAUAGUGUUCAGGAUAAAAUAUAAUGCAUUUAUGUUAUACUAAUUUAUAUAGUGAAAAUUCCUAUUUAUUAUUUUACUGGAUGUAUAAAAUAUUGUGGCUUUCCCUCUAAAAGGGAAAUGGGAAGCCAUGUCAUUGUUGUGUCAAUUUCAGUCUUCCAAAGUUGGCACUUGACCUUAUGGAUCACAUGUUGGAGCUUGACCCUAGUCGCAGAUGUACCGCAGAUCAAGGUCUGAGCAGUCCAUGGUUAAGAGAUAUUGAUCCUAACAGCAUUCCACCACCAGAGUAAGUUUAAAAAAAAAAUUUCAUAUUAUAGUGCCAUCAUUCGGUAUGUUGAGAUAGCUACAUUUAGUUUAAAAUUCAUUCUUGUGAAUCCCAAAAUAUGAAUAGCUUUUGUUUUUGUUAACUUGGGAAAUAAGCAUCGCUAGCUGUGCAAUUAAGUCAAUACAUUUGUGGCUGUUUUGAGCAAUACAUUUAUUUCAAUAGUAAGGUUUUUUUAUUUUUGGAUAAAGAUGUCGUACUAUAUUUCUUGGCCACUUUAGUGUAUCUGCUGCAUUUUAGACAAAAUAUUUACUCAUGCACAUAGCUGGCUUGCACCUAAAUUUCCUAUUACUGGCAUCCCUUUAGUUCAUUUAAAGGGGACCAUCAGGUAUAUAUGUGUUGACCAUUACUUGACAUAAACCAAUAUAUGUGAUAACAAAGUGAGAUAUUGUCUUAAUUUAAAAAAAUAUUUUAGAAAAUACCUUCCAUAGCUUGUCAUAUUUAAAUAACAUUCAUUGCUAAAUAAAUCAGCUUAUGCAUUUUGUUAAACCGUAUCAAUUAUCUAUAAAGACAUACGGUACAUACAUAAAUUUCCUCUUUAAUAAAUAAUGCAAAUAUUUAAGAUAAUUUUAUGUAAUUUUGAUUUCAAAAGUCCCAUAAUCAUUCAAAUUGUAAUACAAAACCUAGUGUAAUUAGACAUUGGAAUUGUUUUUCAGUUUACCUAAAGAUCAAGACUGUCAUGAACUUUGGUGCAAAAAUCGAAAGAAAGAAAUGAGAGAGUUGCUAGGUAAAGAAACAGAUUUUGGACUAAAAAAUCAAUCUGUCCCACGAAUGCCAACUAAUCGGCCAUUUGCAGAUUCCUCUGAAUCAAAGUCAUUCCCAUUAAAAUCUGCUGUUGGACUUGAACAGAAGGAGGAUGCUAAACCGGUUGAUUCAUCUGGACAUGUUGAUAACAAAGAUGCACAAAUUCAAUUAGCAAAUUUAAUAACAUUGCUCCAAGGACAGCAAAAUCUCAGUGUCCCCCAGAUAGCUAAAAAGUUGAAUAUUACUGUAAAUUCUCAAACAUCAAUGCUUUUGAAUAAUUUAAGACAUCAGUUGAUUCAGGCAUUGUCUGCUGUACAGAAGAACCCAGGAUCUGACAAAUUUGAUCCCAAUUCUGUAUUACCAAAUUCACUUUCCACAAUGCAAAGUGUUCUCUCUGGUAGUGAAAAUACAGUUUUGCAGAGUUUGCCAACGAACAGUUCAUCUUUUUCUGGAACAACACAAUUCUUCCCUGGCACUACAGAUUCAUCACAAGGAAGCAGCAAAAACAGCAGUAGUACACACACAUAUUUUGAAAGCACUGUAAGCAGACAACAAAGUGCAGAAUAUUCAACUGUUUCAGAAUCAAAUAAAGAUAAAAAUGCUGGAGUGAAAGCUGCAUUAGCCCAAUUACUUGCACAGCAAGGUAUUGGAGUUAAGAUUGGGGGAAAUCAAUUUGAUGGAGUGACAUCUUCUGCAUCAACAUACUCACCUAGUGCACCUUAUGCUUCUCAGGCAUCUUACAAUAAAUCUACCGAAGCUCCAUAUAACAGCUAUCCUGGGCGAGAUUCACUUAGCGCAAGUUUUGCUGAAGAGCAGCAUACUGGUUUGAAUACUUUAUAUAAAGAAGAUUCAUCGGCUAGGCAAGGACAUAGCUCUCAGUAUUAUCCUCCUUUUAGAGAUAGUGCUAGGAAUACUAGUAGUAAUACAGUGACUCAGGAUCCCCAUGACAGAGAUUAUAGUGGAUCAGGUUCAUUUGAUUCUAGACUUAAGUGGUAGCUCUUACCUAGCAGUUAACUAGAAAGUGGAAUAGAAGUAUUAAAAGGUUUGUGCCUUCUGCAGUAUAUGUCAUGUAUAUAUUCUUAAAUUUUGGUGGACUGGAUUCUCAUAUACUGUUUUAAUAAUAAAAAAAUUGUUGCAAAGGAGCUGCAAUUUACUUGGGCUUUGUUUAUAGUAAGUUAAAGAAGCUGAUCGACUGUUCAUGUUGUCAGCGACUGUUCAUGUUGUCAGCGUAUGAUUAUUAAUAAGGGGUGUCAUGAAAUAAUGUUGAAGCAAAUAUUUGCUCCUUCCAAAAAACUAUUUAAAAGGGUGAUAUUCUUUUUGCUGAUAUUGUUUUUAAACAUUUAUUGUAUAUUCUAAUGUUUCUGUCAUCACACUAAUUGACUGUAAAUUUGCAUUAUUCAAUCAAAUUAAACAAGGUCAUUAUUGUAUAGUUACAAUUCCUUGCCAAAUUUUUCUUUAUUUUUAAAAAGUUCAAUUUUCGUAAUACUAGGGGGAGCUAAUUUUAAAAAUAGUUUAAUUUGAAUAUCACUAUUGACAUGCACAAGUCAGUUGGUUAAGGGUGUUUAAGGCUAUACAUUACAGUCUACUACUUAAAGCCUGGUAUUUAUUCCAAGUUCUAGCAUGUUAUGAAUUAACUUCAGAUGAAAUAUUGAUUUGAACCCAAGUUUCUUGUGGUCUUAAAAUUAAUAGAUGAUCUUAAAAUAUUGUUAUAAUAAAGACUGUACUGUGAUUUCAAUAAAACAAGUCAUUUGUUUGU